ACGGAACGUCACUUCCCGCAGCACUGGCGGAAGCGGCUUCCCAGCUCCUUGUGUUUCGGUGCAGGGGUUCCGGUGGUCGUCCAAGUGGCUAUCGUCUGGCCGUACCGGAGAGUCGCCAUGGCAGCGGUGGAUUCCGACGUGGAAGCACUGCCGCGUGGAGGUUUCCGCUGCCGCCUCUGCCACGUUACUACAGCCAACCGACCCAGCCUAGAUGCCCACUUGGGAGGCCGGAAGCACCGGCAUCUGGUAGAACUCCGAGCUACUAGAAAGGCCCAGGGACUUCGAAGUGUGUUUGUCAGUGGCUUUCCCAGGGAUGUGGAUUCUGCUAAGCUCUCUGAGUAUUUCCAGACAUUUGGCCCUGUGGCCAGUGUUGUCAUGGAUAAGGACAAGGCUGUGUUUGCCAUUGUGGAGAUGGGAGAUAUAAGUGCUCGGGAGGCUGUCUUGUCACAGUCCCAGCACAGUCUGGGAAGACAUCGCCUGCGUGUCCGACCGAGGGAGCAGAAGGAAUUCCAAAGCCGGGCCUCCAAGUCUCCCAAAGGAGUGGCCCCAGACAGUCAGCAGCUGGUCAAAGCACUGGCUGAGGCCCCAGAUGUGGCAGCACAAAUGGUAAAGCUCGUGGGACUCAGAGAGUUGUCUGAGGCUGAGCGGCAGCUUCGGAGCCUUGUUGUGGCCCUGAUGCAGGAGGUCUUCACAGAGUUCUUCCCUGGCUGUGUGGUCCAUCCUUUUGGCUCUUCCAUAAACAGCUUUGAUGUCCAUGGCUGUGAUCUUGACCUCUUCUUGGAUCUGGGUGAUAUGGAAGAGACCCAGCUAGCCCCAAAGGCUCCAGAGUCUCCAUCCCUGGACUCAGCCCUUGCUUCCCCCUUGGAUCCUCAAGCCCUGGCCUGCACCCCAGCUUCUCCUCUAGACUCACAACCUCCAGCUUCUCCCCAAGAUUCUGAGGCCCUGGACUUUGAAACCCCUUCUUCUCUGGCACCCCAGACUCCAGACUCUGCUUUGGCCUCUGAGACUGUUGCCUCACCCCAGUCCCUGCCUCCAGUCUCACCACUGCAGGAUGACAGGGGUCAGGGGGAGCUGGGGAAGGCUCUAGAAUUAGCAGAGGCCUCAAAGAGCGAGAAGACAGAGGGGACAGCAAUGCUGGAGCUGGUGGGAUCCAUCCUCCGGGGCUGUGUCCCUGGGGUGUACCGUGUCCAAACUGUGAGCUCUGCCCGGCGUCCUGUGGUCAAGUUUUGCCAUCGGCCCUCAGGUCUUCAUGGAGAUGUCUCCCUCAGUAACCGGCUGGCCUUACAUAACUCCCGUUUUCUGAAUCUCUGUUCCGAGCUGGAUGGUCGAGUCCGGCCCCUCGUGUAUACACUACGCUGCUGGGCUCAGGGUCGAGGGCUGUCAGGGAAUGGCCCCCUUCUCAAUAACUACGCCUUGACGUUGCUAGUGAUCUAUUUCCUUCAGACCAGGGACCCUCCUGUGCUGCCUACUGUGGCCCAGCUCACUCAGAAAGCAGCAGGUGAAGGGGAGCAGGUGGAAGUUGAUGGCUGGGACUGUAGUUUUCCAAAGGAUGCCUCAAGACUGGAGCCCAGCGCCAACGUAGAGACCCUCAGUUCCCUGCUGGCCCAGUUCUUCUCCUGUGUCUCUUGCUGGGAUCUUGGUGGCUCACUACUAUCUCUACGGGAGGGUCGGGCAUUGCCAGUGUCUUCGGGCCUGCCCUCUGAUCUCUGGGAAGGACUGCGCCUUGGCCCCAUGAAUCUCCAGGACCCUUUUGACCUGAGUCACAAUGUUGCAGCCAACGUGACCAGCCGAGUGGCUGGCCGUCUGCAGAACUGCUGCCGAGCAGCAGCCAAUUACUGCAGAAGCCUCCAGUACCAGCAACGUUCCAACCGGGGUCGCGACUGGGGACUGCUCCCACUAUUGCAGCCUAGCUCCCCUAGCUCCCUGCUGUCUGCAACACCCAUCCCUUUACCCCCGGCCCCCUUUCCACAGCUCAAUGCUGCUCUGGUCCGUGUGUUAAGGGAUGCACUGGGAUGCCAUAUAGAGCAGGGCACUAAGAGACCACGGUCAGAAGGUGCUGAGACUGAGGACUCUCCCCAAGGAGGGGCAGGCAAAAGACUAAAAGUAGAUGAGCAGAAAAAGAGCUGUGAGGGGGGGAAAGAGCAACAGGGAAGUUCGGGGGACCACAGUGAAGAUGGGGUGGAAGAAAUGGUUGUAGAGCUUGGAGACACACCUCAGGACUGUGCCAUGCUGAGCCCUGGGCAACCAGGGGAGCUGCCCCUGCCGACUACGAAGUGUCUAGGCAAAUUGGCUGAGCAGAAGCCCAUGGGACCAGAAGUGGCUGCAGAAGGGUCUCAGGGUGAGACAGGGAAGGGAGCAUCACACCUGUCCUCAAUGUGCUGGCGCUGCACCUUGUGGUGCCCCGUGUGGCAGGGGCGACGCCGAGCCCGGAGACGGUUACAGCAGCAAACCAAGGAAGGAGGUGGAGUAGGUCCCACCACUGCAUCGGAGUGGCUGGCGAUGGAGGCUCGGGUAACCCAGGAGCUGAGAGGACUGGACAGUGGUCAAGAGAAGCCAGAGACCGCACCCCUUCUGGCCUUUAUGGCAUCUGCCUCCCAAGCUGACCAAACUCUCACCGUGGCCCCACUUGAGGAUUCCCAAGGCCUCUUCCCUGAUCUUCAUCACUUUUUACAGGUUUUCCUCCCCCAAGCACUUCGAAAUCUCCUCAAAUGAGAUGGACCCCAAAAAGCAAUAAAGCUGCUAGUUUAAUACA
Nannospalax galili (Upper Galilee mountains blind mole rat) is the source of this 2752-nucleotide messenger RNA. It is a transcript of the gene Tut1, whose product is annotated as terminal uridylyl transferase 1, U6 snRNA-specific. The coding region runs from base 118 to 2712 and encodes 864 amino acids. The transcript has 9 exons. The record is from RefSeq and is a predicted model, not a curated record. Gene Ontology annotation, cellular component: mitochondrion. Lineage: Eukaryota; Metazoa; Chordata; Mammalia; Rodentia; Spalacidae. Gene Ontology annotation, molecular function: zinc ion binding; poly(A) RNA polymerase activity; RNA binding.